AUGGAUUCAUCAAAUAACACAGGAACAUUUGAAGCUGAAGAAAUAAAAAUCCCAGUGCCAUGGGGUCAUAUCAGUGGAAAAUUAUGGGGUCCAAAAAAUGUACAACCUAUCGUGGCUUUACACGGUUGGCAAGAUAAUGCAGGCACUUUUGAUAAACUAGCACCAAUACUUGCACAGCAAUAUGCAAUUUUAAGUAUUGAUCUUCCUGGCCACGGUUUUUCAUCUCACCUCAAUAAAGGAUCUUUUUAUUAUGUAUUUUGGGAUGGAGUUGUACUUGUUCGUAGAAUCGUUAAACAUUUCAAUUGGAGAAAAUGGUGGGGCCCAAAAACAAUCCAACCGAUUGUAACAUUACAUGGACGUCAGGAUAAUGCAGGAAGUUUUGAUCGGUUAAUACCGAUGAUUAGCAAUGAAAUAUCAUUUCUCUGUCUGGAUUUGCCCGGUCAUGGCUUUUCCUCGCAUCAUCACAAAGGACAAUAUUAUUUUGUUUACUGGGAUGGAAUUAUGCUAUUACGCAGAGUCGCCAGGCAUUUCCAGUGGAGUAAGAUAAAAUUACUUGGGCAUUCUCUGGGUGGUGCCAUUGGAUUUCUCUAUGCAGCAUCUUAUCCAGAUGAAGUUGAUCUUCUGAUAAGUCUUGACAUUGCCAGUCCAACUGUAAAAACUAUUGAUAAAGUUGUCGCUUUAACAAAAGACAAUGUUGAUAAAUUUCUCAAAUAUGAACAACUCACGAAAGAGUCAACACCAAUUUACAAUUAUGAUGAAAUGCUCGAUAUUGUCAUGGAUGCUUAUGGUGGUAAUAUUACUCGAGAGAGUGCGGAAAUUUUAAUGCGACGCGGUACAGAGCCUUCCUCGACUCCUGGCAAGCAUUUAUUUACUCGAGAUCCACGAUUAAAAGUUUCACUUCUUGGGAUGCUUUCAAUUGACCUCACCUCUGCAUACGCAAAACAAAUAAAAUGUGCAUAUUUGAAUAUCCGCGCUGUACCAGGCCUUAAGUUUGAUUAUCCUGAACAUUAUCAAGAAAUUAUGGAUAUUAUUAAGAACAAAGCGAAAACAUUUGAGUAUCAUGAAGUUGAGGGAAGUCACCAUGUUCAUCUCAACGAACCUGAAAAAGUCGCACCAAUUAUUAAAAACUUUUUAAAAACUAUAAAUGAAUGA
This is a messenger RNA of Cotesia congregata, 1152 nucleotides long. Lineage: Eukaryota; Metazoa; Arthropoda; Insecta; Hymenoptera; Braconidae. The record is from the annotation of a GenBank genome assembly.